This is a messenger RNA of Mizuhopecten yessoensis (Yesso scallop), 795 nucleotides long. RefSeq names its product 40S ribosomal protein S0-like. Bases 1 to 795 code for a protein of 264 amino acids. Gene Ontology annotation, molecular function: structural constituent of ribosome. NCBI's taxonomy places the organism in Eukaryota, Metazoa, Mollusca, Bivalvia, Pectinida, Pectinidae. Gene Ontology annotation, biological process: ribosomal small subunit assembly; cytoplasmic translation. Gene Ontology annotation, cellular component: ribosome; cytosolic small ribosomal subunit; 90S preribosome. The transcript has a single exon. The record is from RefSeq and is a predicted model, not a curated record.
AUGUCUAAACUCCCAGCUAUUCUUAACCCAACCGAAAAGGAUAUCCACGAUCUCCUUGCUGCUCAAGCUCACAUUGGUUCUAAGAACGUCAACUUCCAAAUGAAACCAUACAUUUGGAAGCGCAGAAACGAUGGUGUCCACAUCAUCAACAUUCAAAAGACCUAUGAAAAGAUGGUUUUAGCUGCCCGUAUUAUUGCUACUAUUGAAAACCCAUCCGAUGUUGUCAUUAUUUCAGCUCGUUCCUACGGUCAACGUGCCGCCUUAAAGUACGCCAAGUACACUGGUGCCCAAGCUAUUGCUGGUCGUUUCACUCCAGGUACCUUUACUAACUACAUCACCCGUUCUUUCAAGGAACCACGUCUUGUUAUUGUUACUGACCCAAGAACUGACCACCAAGCUAUCAUUGAAGCUUCUUACGUUAACAUUCCAGUUAUUGCUCUCUGUGAUGCUGACUCUCCACUCAGAUACGUUGACUGUGCUAUCCCAACCAACAACAAGAGUAAGCACGCUAUUGGUUACCUUGUCUGGCUUUUAGCUAGAGAAGUCCUCAGACUCAGAGGUACCAUCAGCCGUGAUGAAGAAUGGGAUGUUAUGCCAGAUAUGUUCUUCUACCGUGAUCCAGAAGAAGCUGAAAAGGAAGCUCAAGUUGAAGAAGCUGCUCCAGUUGAAGAAGUUGAAGAUGAAGAAGAUGAAUUCUUCAGUGGUCAAUCUACUAACCCAGCUGAAGCUGCUUACAAACAAAGUGAAAGCAGUUGGAACAGUGAAAAGCCAACCUGGGGUGAUGAUGCUGAAUAA